This is a messenger RNA of Platichthys flesus (European flounder), 4433 nucleotides long. It is a transcript of the gene ablim2, whose product is annotated as actin binding LIM protein family, member 2. Gene Ontology annotation, cellular component: actin cytoskeleton. Gene Ontology annotation, molecular function: actin filament binding. Gene Ontology annotation, biological process: cytoskeleton organization; lamellipodium assembly. The transcript is spliced from 23 exons. Bases 273 to 2447 code for a protein of 724 amino acids. The record is from RefSeq and is a predicted model, not a curated record. NCBI's taxonomy places the organism in Eukaryota, Metazoa, Chordata, Actinopteri, Pleuronectiformes, Pleuronectidae.
AGUUCGAGGCGGCGCAGCCUCUGCAGUGUCUGCGGGACAUUGUCUCCACGGUGCGGCUGUUCUCCAGAAACACCUCUGCGGCCUCAGCGGUUCCGAGCACAGCCGGCCUCCCUGCACCGCUCCCCCGCGUCAACAGUUCCAUUCAUCCCGCUGCCUGGCACUGAGGCGUGUGCGCUCUGCGGCUGCUGGCAUCACCAUCCAUGUUCGGUCAAUGAGGAUAGAGGCUUGUUUACUGUGCAUCAUCUGAGCCGAGCAGACGUGUGACUGGCACCAUGAGCAGCACCGUGUUUCAGCAGCAGGCUGUCCACAGCCCUCUGGAGCAGAAGAAGCAGAAGCAUGGCGGAGGAGGAGGGGGACCGAUCCCCUGUCAGAACUGUGGGAAGCCCUGCAAAGGGGAGGCACUGCGAGUUCAGAACAAACACUUCCACAUCAAGUGCUUCGCCUGUAAAGUGUGUGGAAGCGAGCUGGCCCAGGGGGGCUUCUUCGUGCGGCAGGGCGAGUACAUCUGUACCCUGGACUACCAGCGACUGUACGGGACUCGCUGCUUCGGCUGUCAGGACUUCAUCGAGGGGGAAGUGGUGUCUGCCCUGGGCAAGACCUACCACCCCCGCUGCUUUGUCUGCGCCUCCUGCAAACAGCCAUUCCCGGCCGGCGACCGAGUGACAUUUAACGGGAAGGAGUGCAUCUGCCAAAAGUGUACCGAGCCUCUGCCUGCCAACAGCCCUGCACCCAUACAGGCUGUCCACAAUUGCUGCGGCUGUGGGAAGGAGUUUAAGAACGAACAGUCUCUCGUAGCUCUGGAAAAGCACUGGCACCUGGGCUGCUUCAAGUGUAAAGUCUGCAACAAGGUGCUCAACGCAGAGUACAUCAGCAAGGAUGGCAUCCCCUACUGUGAGAUGGACUACCAUGCCAUGUUCGGCAUCCAGUGCGAGAGCUGCAAGAAUUACAUCACCGGGAAAGUCCUGGAGGCUGGAGAGAAGCAUUACCACCCCUCGUGUGCUCGCUGUGCCCGCUGCGAGCAGAUGUUUGCAGAGGGAGAAGAAAUGUAUCUGCAAGGAUCGGCUAUCUGGCAUCCCCCAUGCAGACAAGCAGCCAAGCUGGAGGAGAAGGGCAAGAAGCAGGUGCGGAUACAGCUCAAUGACAUCCCUGAGCAGCAGGUGACCCGGACUUCAUCUGAGAGCAUCACCUCAGUCCCAGCAUCCAGCGCCUCGGGCUCGCCCAGCAGAGUCAUAUAUGCUAAACUAGGAGAGGAGACGCUCGACUACAAGGACCUGGCGGCUCUUCCAAAGACCAAGGCCAUUUAUAACAUAGACAGGCCUGACAUGCUGUCCUACUCUCCAUAUGUCAGCUACCCAUCUGAGGAGAGGCACUACGGAGAGUCCCCCCAGCUCCUUUCUCCUACUCCUACUGAGGGUGAUGGGGAGAAGUCCCCCCGUCAGAGGAGGCCCUCCAGCCCCAGCUCCACCAGCUCCCUGGGAGGCUACGGACGCUACACCCCAUCCCGUUCCCCCCAAAAUUACAGCAGACCAGGGCCAGAGUUAUACCUUGCCGGUAAAUACAGCAACCAGGCCCGUGACUCCAGUUCUCUUCCUUUGCCCCAAAACCUCAUGGGUGGCAUGAAGUACCCUUCCACUUUGGCCAGGGACUCAUCCCCCCUCCCUGUGCACUAUUCUGGUGGGGCGGAAGGGAGUGGAGGUGGUGGGGGUGGCCAGUACUCACCCACACAAGCAGGUGGCAGUGCAGGCUUGUCUUUACACCUAAACCCAACCACCCUGGCCAUGCUACAGCAGCACAACUUCAUCCCGUUCUUCAGAGGUAGUGAAAGUGGUCGGAGUACCCCCAGCUUAUCCACCUAUUCUGAUGGCAAAUCUCCCUCAUCCACUUCUACAUACAUGGCUGCUCCCCGGCAUUUCCACAUACCAGAGACUAUGGUCAAAGAUAAUAUCUAUAGAAAACCCCCCAUCUACAGACAGCAUGCUUCUAGAACAUCCUGGCAGGAUGGGGAGGAUGGCAAGAGGACCAGCUGGAUGAUCCUGAAGAGUGAGAUCGAUGGACACAUGGGUCCAGAAGACCUGGACCCCAGCAAGUCCACCUGCAGCCUGCCCACUGAUACCUCCCAGCCAAAUUUCCCCUACAAUAAGUCUGCAUCUUUACCCGGAUAUGGUAGGAACGGCAUUUACAAGGCUGCUGACAUGGUGGAGGAUGAAGUGGACCCGGACUCCCACAGCUGGGGAGGCAUGAGAGAGUACAAGGUCUACCCUUAUGAAAUCCUGGCAGUGACGCAUAGAGUGAAAGUGAAGCUUCCCAGAGACGUCGAUCGCACCAGACUGGAGAGACACCUUUCUCCUGAGGACUUCAAGCAGGUUUUCGGGAUGACCCUGGAUCAGUUCGACCGCAUGGCCCUGUGGAAGAAGAACGACCUGAAGAAGAGGGCACGCCUUUUUUAGACAGACACACGAAUAAAAAAGAAAAGGAAAUAAAAAAAUACACCGAGCAACAUCUCAACAGCCAUCCGUCCUGUCUGGAAGGAAGCAGAAAGAGGAUAAAAAAAAACAACCCAUUUGAAAUAUCUAUAUAUGCGCCUCCAUGAUGCUCCGACUGUCCACCUGUAAAACACCAUGCCAUCUGCCUGUGACGCCACUGAGAGGCUCGUCUUACAUUGACGCAGUGUCUAUAGCUUUUUGUAUGCGAUGUGGUCUGAAUGUUCGACUGACAGCCCCGCGGACGAGGACGAGGAGCUGCGUUUGCAUGGCCUGUGUUGAUGCUCCUCGCCUCCCAUGUGGUUUCUGCAUCCCUUCCCCCCCACACCCUCUCCUGGCGAUCCCGAUGCUUUUCAUACACCCUGGCAAAAAUAACAGCUUUUUCUAAUUCUUGUGCAGACCUUCCUCCAGGUUUUCCGUGGUUCUGACUGUUUUAUGUGCGCCUUCUCCUGACUCUGUCGGUCUUGACUUAUCUCCCUGUUUUCAUCUGGAGUUUUUCCUCCACAGCGAUUUUGUUUUCCCGAAGUGAGGGUUUAUCAUCUUGUCUGUGUGUGUAUCUUCUGCCUUCUCUCUCUCUCGCUGUCUCACCAUCAUUUUAAGUUGUUCUCCCUUGCACCGACUGACUGUUACCUUGUCGAUCAAGUUCAUCUCGACACCCUCGCCAUCACUUCAGGACAAUGAGGACUGACAGGCUUGUGCACGCUCACUAUUUGAGCAUGUCAAGGCCAAAGCCAGGGAUAAGAAACAACAUUGGCUUCUCUUUCUGUUUUUAUCUUAUCAUCAGCUUUUGUUUUUCAAUCUCCCUUCAUGUUGCAUUGAGUCAGAGAAGUUGGGAAAGCCUGGUCGGGUAGUUUUGAUAUGUGUGCCCUGAUCCGUUUGAAUGCGGCCCCAUAUCUUGCGUAAGCCUCUCGUAAAUCAGCGGUGAUAGCGAGAGCCAGGGCGGGAGAGGGGCCACAACAUGGCAGUAAAUCACAGAUAGAAGGGGGCGGGAGUGAAAAGAGGAGGAGAAAAACUACAGUAUAGGAAGAUUCAGGCGAUACAAAGGUGUCAAACAUGCAGCAUCGCCAGAUUGGCAUGCACUCACAUAAAAGACAAAAAGAAAUUAUUUUUAUAAGCUAUUUUUGACUUCUGGAAAGAAUCAUGAGAUACAGCUGAGAGAAAUCAUGAUUUUGUUACAAGGAAAAGAAGAAAAAAAAGAAAAAGGCCACGCUGACUUUGUUAAGCUUCACCGACCUGCAGCAGCACUUACGCAAAACAAGUGAGGUCUUGCUUGAAUUAAAACUCAAUAUUAUAACUGUGUUAUAUCUCCUCAAAUAGAGAGCUAACUCUUUAUAUGUUUGUCGUUUUAAAGCAUUGUUGCGUACAGUAAAACAACGCUACACAUGUAAAAGCUGAAGUCUGUCGGCUUUGCUUGAUUUUUCUGGACCAUAAAUCGAUCGAUUUGCCACCUGACAUACUGUAAAAUGUAUGUGAACAUGUACUGGACAUAUACCAGAUAUAUUUGUCUGUAUGCAAUCCAUGGUGUAUAACUCUUCAAGGCAUGCAUGAGGAUGCGGGAAAUGGGGGUUUUGUCCACUGACCUCAGAUUAGAAACGUGUGAAAACAUUAUCAUCAAUGUGGUUUGAGUGAUUGAUUAUUUUCUGGUUAAACUACGUCAAAUGAAAUGCCUGGGUCAGUUGCUUACAUUAGCUUGUGUUAUAGGUAUUUAUUUAAUUGCCAUUUUUAAGGAAGGGAUUUUAUUUUUUAAAUCAUAAGAGUGUCGUGUGGAAUGAGUAGCAUCACCGAGGAGAGCGCUUUCGAAGAGAAACAUAUCAGAAUAUGAGUUUCAUUUUAAAAGAGUGUCAAAUCACAUUUUACCUUGCUCCUGUAAGUAACACACUAACUUGUUGUCAUAAAGCAUCAUGUCCUCUUUCUAAUAUUCAUCUGCUAUUAAAGUGCUUUAUCCAAAAGUCA